UAACAACUUUAAGUUAAAAACUCACGGUGUCAUCCAUCGUGGAUUCUUAAUUUUUAAAUAACUACAUUAAAUAAAUUAGUGGUGUGUGAACUAGUUGAGCAGACGUCGUCAAUCAAGUUUUACAGCUGACAACGAAAAGAUGGCUUUACUUCUCAUAGUGCUUACAGGUUUUUUUUACCUUAUACAACCCACUAAAGCAACAAGAUACCCGUUAGUGGUUCACAAUGUCCGCCAAGAAAAUGAUUCAGCUUUAGGAUUUGUCUCGGCACCAACAUAUACUAACGCAGUCAAUGUGAUGUUCUUCGGCCAAGAUGAAACCACACCUAAAGAUGGCUUCCAUCUGGAUUAUGCUGGAUCUCUGUGCAGACCGCUACAUUGCACGGAACAGGCCUCCGCUUCACAUUGUCGUAUUGCGUGUAUAAAAAGCAUUUGGAUACAGACCAAAAACCAGACUCACGUAUGCUUCCACUCAUAUAAUCCAGGAUUCUAUAGCUGUCCACUUCAAGAUGGAGCGCUCCGUGCAAUGUAUGUCAUGCCAUUAUUGGUCGUUGAUAUAGGACGUUUCUUCCACAUCGCCCUUGACUUUUUAAUGCUGCCAGAAGACUUUCCAAACGACUAUUUUGUCGAGGCGAAAAAUCAGGUAUCUAUCAGUGUUCAUAAGGGAAUACCUUAUGUCAGUGGACUCUUCGAUGAUCGCUUGAAUGAAAAGAUUGGUAAAUCGGUAUAUCGUAUCGACUUUCAGUUGCGCAAUGGAGAGAGAAGGACAAUAAAGUUCUGCCUAGAAACUCAUAUCGAUUCUUCUCCCAGUUUGCCGUACUCAUACGUGAUACUUAUUGGAUAUAAGCCAGGCCACAACAGUCUAAGCCUCUAUGUAAAAACCGAACUUGCAUUGUGUACCAGUUAUCUUUUGGGAGUUAGUUAUUUGCAUUUCCAAGAAGUUCAAUUCUCUACUGGUAAAGUUUCUUUAAAAAUGAAAAUGCGAAUUGACAAGAAGGUCGAAUGUCCUUACAUACAGCAGAAAUUGAAAUAUUUGCCUGGGCAAUGCCGUAAAUAUAUAUUUAAAUCGCUUAUUUUAGAAAAAGCUGGUGGGAAAACUUGUCUUGACAUACAGCCAUCGAGUCUAACGAACAACCUAGUCCCAAAGCCGACGGAACGCACCACUUUGCUAAUAACACCUACGCAAUCUUCUAUGGUAACUAAUCUUGAAGAAAGUUCUAUGAGUACCAUCGAUCGUGAUACUGCUAGUACAAAACACCUACCUUCGUCGGCAGCGAGUUUCCUGUUCUAUCAGCAAUCACGGAGUACAUCUAUACCUGAGGUUCCUACAACUCUGCCAGAUAUCACAACGGCCAAUGAUCUAUACGUAAGACGUAAAACGUCUCCCAUAGACACUACAUUAGUACCUGCGAAUUGGAACACUGAAGCCAUACGAACAUCCGCUGGUGCGUUCACUCAGCAUCAGCCGUUCAGUGCGCCCGCCUAUAUAAACUUAAACGAUAAGCACACGAAAGCACUUGGUCUUCAGACGAAUAACUUCAUUGUGACAGAAAAUAUCCAGCCGAGCCCUUAUGAUACAAAGAAAAUGACCGAUCCUGGUUCCACCAGUAAUAUCCUACCAAGUCGACCGGACCAUCGCAGAGCAUCGUCAGGUUAUAACUUUCGAUGUGUAUUUAUUGGAGCAAUUUUAAUGGCUUUUACUAUUCUAGUAAUAUUAUGCCUAAUUACUUAUACCAGUAACGCAUCCUAAUGAAAACACAGAUAAUUUUGUAUUUAAAAUUUUCACGGAGAAACGGAUUUUAAAGUGACUUACGCUCUAUUGUAAAAUAGAUAAUAACACAAUCAUAAUCCUUAAAUCAUAAUAUUUUUAGGUUUAAAAAAUUGAAGAAAAACCUUACAGUAUUAUUCAAAUACCGCAGAAUACCACGUUGUGUACUUUUUAAAAUUACGGUACAUAGAUAUAUGUAUGUGUGGGUGGCUUAAUAAAGUACUCCAGAUAUGUAAAAUACGACUCUAUUUGAUGUUAAGCAAUGUUCUGCACCAGCUAUUGAAAUUAAUUUGGAUUUCAGGGUCGUGACAGCCCUCCAUAGCGUCCCCGCGAUACCUUAAUAAAUAGCGUAGUCACCUGCUAAUUUUAGGAAUACAUUAUGGUCGCAUCUGGGCAUAGACACGCUUCGUUCUGUGCUAGGAGCCAACCAUCUGAUGGAAGCCUAACGACGAUGAAGGACGUAAAACACUUAUAAAAAGCUCUCCAUAGCUAGUGUGAAAAUCGGCGCGGAGCUUUCGCGUCUUUUGAACUCAAUGCAACAUGAUCUAACUAAUAGUUACAAACGCGAUGAUUCACGAUGUCGUUAGUGAGGCUUAAGGCGAAUUAAAAGAGCUUCAGGUCAGCGUUGUGCAGCGGUAUUUACAUAAGAGUACAAAGGUGUAUGUUUUCGGUGUGUGUUAUUUUAUCCGAACGAUUUGCUAAUUAAUAAAGCGCAAGAGAGUUUGUGGAAAUGUUUGAGUUUUGUGAGGAAAGUCAGUUCACCUGCAUUGCCACAACGAAAACUUGAUGAAACUUUAAUUCCAAGAAUCGCUGCAGUUCAGACAAAUUCAAAGAGAAUCCUUAAAACACCUUAAAAAAGAAUUAAACGCAAUAUGUUUAAUUGGCCGGAAAACAUGUUUGAAAAAUCGACGCUAUAUUUACUAUUCGUGUACUUUAAGUGAAACUUUUUCACUUACAUGCACUACCAAUAUUUUUGGAUAAAAUAGUUAGAAUCAGCAAUUUUACUUCGCUUUAGUAGUUUAAAAACAUACCUAAUAAAAUCCAAAAGCUAUUUGUAACGCUAUUACAUCUAAUAUGCGGCAAUUUCACUACGGCAACUUUGCUUAUUCAGAAAGGUCUCAGGCAAACUACGUGGCAAUAUUUACCUAAAGACAUUAUUGACAUUUAGUCAAUGUGAUUCUAACCCUGAAAUCAACUAUUAUUGCAAGAAAACUUU
This is a messenger RNA of Varroa destructor (honeybee mite), 2981 nucleotides long. RefSeq lists its product as uncharacterized. Lineage: Eukaryota; Metazoa; Arthropoda; Arachnida; Mesostigmata; Varroidae. The record is from RefSeq and is a predicted model, not a curated record.